Molecule: messenger RNA, 3477 nt
Organism: Scheffersomyces coipomensis
Lineage: Eukaryota; Fungi; Ascomycota; Pichiomycetes; Serinales; Debaryomycetaceae
Exons: 1
Coding region: 1-3477 (1158 amino acids)
Source: RefSeq, a predicted model, not a curated record
AUGCCUGAACUUAACUCAGCAGAGUCUGUGACAAAGUUUCUAAGAUCGAAGAAUGGCUCGUAUAAAGAAAUCAUAGAAACAGCUAACAAGUUACUAGAUUCAGAGUUUGAUAUCUAUUUACCAAACAAAGAUAUAUUCAUACUUGAAUUAUUAUGUGAUAGACUUAAUGAUUUUAAUACACCAGCAUUCAAACAAUGGAAGUAUAACAAAGAGUCAUGGCAUUUAUUAAUAAAGAUCUGGAAUGAUCUUGGUGAAAAGGAACUGGAUAGAUCCAUCAGAAAUAGAAUCAUUCAUCGUUUAAGACUUAUAGAGAUCAUAAUAGCGACUCUUGAUACUGAUAUUGAUGAUACUUUCAUCGAUACCAUCAUUGAUUUCAUAAACAUCGUGAAGCGAGAUUAUUAUAUUGAUGCUGAAGAAUCACUUCUCAUUGAUUUCUUAUCCAAGUAUACUAUAAGAUUAUCAAAAUUACCAACCUAUAAACAAUCUCAAGCCUUAGCAUGGACUCAAUCCGUUAAAGAUGUUAUAAAUUCUCCAAAAUCAUCAUUGAAUUACGCUCCAACUAGAAAAUCAUACACUAAGUUUAUCCAUGACGCUAUACCGUCCAUAUUAAACUUCCUUGUUGUAUGUGAGUUUUCUGAAAUUAAAGAUGUCUAUGAAGAUAUUGUCAGGAAAUCAAUAUUCAACAGUACUUUUAAGACAGAUUUGGUUAAACAAAUAAAACCAAUAUUAUCUACUUUAUCAAAGGAAUCAGUUAUUGUAUUAUUCAAACUCCUGGUAGAAAAUACAUCAAAUAAGGAUUUUCAAUUAUGUGAAGACUUAUUUACAGCUAUAGUUGAAGUUCCACAUUUCAUCAAAUUAACAGUAGAGUUCUUAUCCAUAAUCGAAUUCUACAAUAAAACUGUUUCAACCAACUUUGUUAAAUCAUUAUACACCGAAGAGAUAAACUCAACCUCAGUCAUCAACUGGAAAUUAAUUGUUUAUUUACUUAGACUUGAUAUUGAGCUUGCUUUAGAGAAUGCCAACUAUAUUUCUCAACAAACGAAAGUGAUGAAAGAUUUAGAAGUUGUCAAUGAAAUCGGGAAAUGUUUACUCGAUGCUCAUGUCAAAAGUAGAGAUUUAAUCAAGUUUAUCAUGGAGAUAUGGCCGGAAAUGAUACGAUCAAAUCGUUUCUACGAAUCCAACCAGUUCGUAUCAGAAGUAUCGAAAACUAUAGAUGAUUUAUCUGCUCUGCAUUUGAUCAACCUUGUUACUUCAUUAUACAAAAUCGAAGAUAGAAACUCAUUACAACCAUUAUUAACUUCCGUGAUAAAGGGGGUCUUAUCUGGAUCAGUUGCCAAACAAGGACAAUUGAAAGAUACUUUGUUAUCACAUGCUGAAAUCAUAAAUACAGAUCUUGCAAUUUAUUGGCAGUUACGUUACUACUUAUUAUGUAUUUAUGGUAACGACUUUAUCACAGAUUUGAAAAAGUUUAAGAAGAAGGACAGUAAAUACUACUUUGAUUUUAUUUUCAGACUGAUUGAAGUAUCAGGAAACAUGGACAUCAUCAAAGGUGAAGAAAAGCAAGUCUUGAAAGCUAUUAAAAGCGAUAAAGAGCUGAUAUUAUUAUGCAUCAAAAGAUGGUUGAUAAUCAUAGAAACAUGUUUCAAUGAAACUCAAUUGCAUGCUUUCCUUGACAUUGUGUUUAAGGCUUUAGAACCUUCAGAAAUCAUAAGUUGUUUCGAACAAUACGGAGAUUUUAUUUUUGAAAGAACAACCUUUGUCUCAGCAUUGAUAAAAUAUUUAAACAGUGAAGUGAAAACUAGUCCAAAAAUUUCCAAGAUCGUUCAAUAUGUUCCAUUACAGGCCAUUGAUCGUCGUCAAAGAGUUUCCUUAAUAGAUAAUGUCUUCGACAUUAUUGUAUCAACCAAGGCCAAUACCAGUGUUACUGAAUAUUUUACCACCCUUGAGUAUCUCUUGUCACAACCAAGUUUUGGAUCUCAAAUAGAAAAGGAACAUGAAAGAAUAUUUGAAAUCCUUUCUGUCAAAGGAGCUGACAAAAAUCAAUCGGUUGUCAAUAUCAUUAAGAACAUUUGGAUACAUCAUUUAACUCAAUUGUCCCACGAUGAUAGUAAAACUUAUGUCACUGGCAUGUUAAAGAAGUUGAAUACCUACUUUUCAUCCAAGAAAGUAGCUUCAAAUAUUAAUAUCCCACAAUACGAAGUGGCGUACUUAAUCUUGUCAAACUCUCAAGGGAAGAGAAUUGAUGACGAGACUAUACAUUCAGUCCAAACUUUAAAAUUGAACGUAUUAAAAUCUUCGGGUUCUAGAAUAACGUCAAUAAUUAGCGGAAAGAAUUUAGACCUUGAUAAUAUUAACUGGUUGUUAAAAUCAUUUUUGUUGGUCAAUGCCAACGAUCAGGUCGAUUAUUUAAGUUUGAUAAAGAAGACCGGUGACAGCAUAAAGAAUACUGACACUUCAGCUGUCGCUAAUGAUAUUAGAAGAGUAUGCUUUACUUUAAUUGCUAAGAAUUUAGAGGUCAAAGGAGUUGAGGAUGUGUUCUAUGUUUUGGCCUUAUUUCUUUCAUUGAGAAGUCACUUUGAUUUAGAUUUGACUAAUGAAAUUAGUGACUAUGUUAAAGAAAUUUCACAACAAGAUGGUGAUAUUUUAACCACAGUAUUUUCAUACGUCUUAAUUAGUACUGCAGAAGCUGACAGUACCUAUAUUGGUGCCUGUGUUACCUUAUUAGGUGCCUUGAUUAAGAGUUUGAAUAAGGAUAUUACUGAUCAUCAUCGUUUAUUUAUUACCGCAAUAAGCACCAUCAUUUCCAAAGCUGAAAUUAUAUCAUUACAAUCUUCAUUGGACUUCUUAAGCAUCGUUAGAGAAGCUCUUGGUGACAAGGUUUGGUUAUUUAGUCAAAGUGCUUUAGAAAUAACUGUAACCUUUAUUGACAAAUGCUGUUUACUUUCAAGCAUCAGUUCUUCAGAUCUUUCUGUUGAUUUGUACAUAUUGGCAACUCAAGCAUUUUCACAUAUUUUACUUUAUCAUAGAUACAAAUUGACUUCCCGUCAUCAUAUUAUAAUCUCAUCUUGUUCAUACUUUUUAGAAUCAUUAUCUAACAAAAGAAAAGAAUCCCCAAUAUCUAGUAGCAAGCUUGCUGCACGUUCAUAUGCAAGAUUAUUAGAAAAUUUAUGUGAGCCAUCAAAGACUUCACUUAGCAUUAAAGAUAAGACCAAUUUGACAUCUUCUUCUGUAUUAGCCAAGAGAGUGCUUAGGAAACACUUACCUAUAUUAGUAGUCAAUUAUAUCUUCUUCAAUUUGAAAUAUAAUUUUGAGAGUUCAAUUAAUGACGAAAUAAUGCCAGGUAUAUAUAGUGCUUUCGAUGUACUUUCACAAGAAGAAAUCAGAUUAAUUAGUUCAUCUUUAGAUAUCCCAGGAAAAACAUUCUUGAGAUCCUUAUAUUCCAAUUACAAAGAUCAUGGUAAAUGGAAAGACAUUUAA